AUGUUUCUUGCCACAAAACUCUUUAUCCUCUUCUGUUUGAUUGGAUCUUCCAUUGCAAAACAUAUUCCAGAUCAGGAUUCCGAAGAAGAACAAGAUCGAGAUGUGUGUAUGUCAGCUACUAUUGACUACUGCAGAUACUUCAAAAAGAUGAUUGAAGGAUGGAUACGUGAAACAAACGAGAGAUAUCCAUUUUGGAAAAAUACAAACCACAAAGGUUAUUUAGACAGAUCUUUUAUUCUGCAACGCAAAGCUCAAGAUUAUGUUGAGCAAUGGAACAAGUGGAAGCGUUAUUCGGGAUAUCCAUACCGUGACUUGCGGAACAAGAUAGGUGUGCUGUGGCCACACCAAGGUGAUAAUUGUCCUGAAUUUGAAGCUACAAAUCUCUUGAUCUACAUGAUACAUGGUCUGACUAGUCCAUAUGAUUUCACACUAAGUCCUUGA
This is a messenger RNA of Thlaspi arvense, 441 nucleotides long. Lineage: Eukaryota; Viridiplantae; Streptophyta; Magnoliopsida; Brassicales; Brassicaceae. The record is from the annotation of a GenBank genome assembly.